This is a messenger RNA of Dermochelys coriacea (leatherback sea turtle), 657 nucleotides long. Its product is annotated as apovitellenin-1-like. Gene Ontology annotation, cellular component: chylomicron. The transcript is spliced from 4 exons. The record is from RefSeq and is a predicted model, not a curated record. Gene Ontology annotation, molecular function: enzyme inhibitor activity. Gene Ontology annotation, biological process: lipid metabolic process. NCBI's taxonomy places the organism in Eukaryota, Metazoa, Chordata, Testudines, Dermochelyidae. Bases 1 to 375 code for a protein of 124 amino acids.
AUGCAGACUAACGGGUACUGCAUUGAGCUUGUGCUACAAACCGUGCUUCAGUCGAGGGCUUUGGCAAUGGCUCUGAUUCUGCUCCUCAGCACCAGUCUCUCUGAAGUGGGUGCUAAGGCAAUCUCAAAGAGACACGUCCAUCGUGACUGGCUGAUCAUACCGGAUUCAAUUGCAUUUUACAUGUACAAAUCUGUGAACAAAGUGUCCCUGAAAGCUGGUCAGUUCUUGGAGGAAGCUGUUCAGACUCCAGUAAUCCUUGAGAUCAGGAACUUCCUAAUGAAGGAGACCUCUAAAAUCAGUGUGCUGGCAGAACAGCUGAUGGAAAAAUUAACGGGUCUGUGGAAGAAGAAAGAGGAAGCCCCAGCCCAGCAGUAGAAUUGAGACAAGUCACAAGGCCACUUGACAUGAGUAAUUAGGAUGUGCAGCAUACCCUCUCCUCAUGGACUGAGAUCAGCUACUAUCAUAGAAUUGAUGUCCCUGAUGAUGUCUCUAGAAGGGGUAAGAAUACCACCUUCAAAGAGCGGAGAACCUGUCUCCCUAUGGGGGAAAAAUACAUUAUCAAAGUAGCUGCUGGAUGUGGGAAAGGAAAUAGAAGGAAGACAGAUUCUGUAGUUGAAUCUUGAAACCCAAUUUCUCCUUCAACAUUUGGCGACUUGA